Linum trigynum is the source of this 1461-nucleotide messenger RNA. NCBI's taxonomy places the organism in Eukaryota, Viridiplantae, Streptophyta, Magnoliopsida, Malpighiales, Linaceae. The record is from the annotation of a GenBank genome assembly.
AUGGUAGGGAUGGAGGAAGAGGAGGAGGAGCAACGACGGCCGCCGGUGAGCCCAUUCGGCGUCUACUUCAACAGCUCGUCCAUUUCACUGGCCGUCCUCGCCGUUUUGGAAAUUGAAGAACCGAUCAACAUCCCUCACUCUCGCCUCGUUUUCCUCCUCGACACCCUCCUCCUCCGCGUCCACCCUCGUUUCUCCUCCGUCAUCGUGACGGGAAAGGACGGGGAGCAACGGUGGAAGAGGGUGGAAGUGAACCUCAAGGACCACAUCAAGACCGCCAUUUUCCCGGAGAACAGGUCGCCGGAAUACUACGAGGAGCGCUUCAGCAGCUACCUGUCGGAGAUAUCCGCGGAGCUGUUCCUCGGGAACCGCCCGCUUUGGGAGAUUCACUUCGUCAAGUACCCGACGACGAACGCGGCGGGAAACGUGAUCUUCAAGAUUCACCACGCCAUCGGCGACGGCUACUCCCUGAUGGCGGCGCUGCUCUCCUGCUUCAAGCGUUCCGACGAUCCUUCCCUUCCCCUGACGUUCCCCGACAUCCGAAUCCGCAGCUCGGGUGACGCCGGCGGCGGGAAGAAGGCGGCGGUGGCGAGGGCUCUGGCGUCGGCUUUCAAUACGGUGUCGGAUUUGUGGACGAGCUUCUCCAAGACCAAGCUCCUGGCCGACGACCUGUCGCCCGUGCGCUCUGGAGAGACGGGAGUCGGGUUCCGGCCGAUCUCCGCGGCGACGAUGGCCUUCUCUCUUGAUCAAAUCAAGCAGAUCAAGAGCAAGCUGGGAAUGACAGUGAACGACGUGGUGACAGGGACCGUGUUCUUGGGGACGCGAAUGUACAUGAAGGAAAUGGAACCGGGUUCGGAGGAGGCGGAGACCACAUCCAUCGUCGUUUUGAACACCAGGAUGCUCCGCAGCUACAACUCCGUCCACGACAUGAUGAUGAGCAAGGCCACCGAAUCUCCCUGGGGGAACCACUUCGCCUUUCUCCAUGUCGGACUGCCCAAGCUCAUGGUCGGCGGCGCAACAGGUAAUUACGAUGAUAACAACGGCGCCCGGCAGGAGUCGACGAUGGCACGCCGUUCGUUGGAGUUUCUCAAGGCGACCCAGAAGCUCAUCCAGAAGAAGAGAUCCUCCGUCGCCGUGCACCUCAACGGCCGCCUCAUUCAGCUUUACAGGAAGCUGAGAGGCUCCGAGGCAGCAUCUAGUUACGUGUAUUGGGCAGUGAAGAACACAAGCAUGGCAAUCACCAACAUGAUCGGUCCUACAGAGAAAAUGACUCUCGCGGAUCACCACGUCAAAGGCCUCUACUUUCUGCUUGCUGGCAACCCUCAGAAUCUGACGAUCACGAUGGUGAGCUACAUGGGACAGAUGAGAGUGUCCAUAGGAACGGAGAAGGGUUUCAUAGAUCCCAACAAGCUCAAGUCUUGCAUCCAAAGGGCUUUCGACCUCAUUCUCAAUUCUACUUGCUAG